CAGUCAGUCCAGUUAGAGUCCAGUCCAGAGAUUACAGACAGCCUUUUGGCGGUGUUGUUUCUUGAAAUUCUCACUCUCUCUUAGAUAUCUCUGUGCUUUCAGUAGUAAUGGCUGGAAAACCGCAAGCAACAACCGAAAAGCCUGGAAAUCCAGCUCAGCAAGUGCUAGAGAAGCUAUCGAAUCAGCUGUCAUGUUCGGUGUGUCUGGAGGAGUACCGCAGACCAAGAGUACUGCCCUGUCUCCACGUCUUCUGCGAGGCCUGUCUGGAGAAACUGGUGGGGACACAGAGAGACAAACUGAGCGCCCUGUGCCCCAACUGCCGC
Geodia barretti is the source of this 323-nucleotide messenger RNA. The record is from the annotation of a GenBank genome assembly. Lineage: Eukaryota; Metazoa; Porifera; Demospongiae; Tetractinellida; Geodiidae.